Molecule: messenger RNA, 922 nt
Organism: Durio zibethinus
Lineage: Eukaryota; Viridiplantae; Streptophyta; Magnoliopsida; Malvales; Malvaceae
Source: RefSeq, a predicted model, not a curated record
AAUCAAAGGCAUGAAAAGGAAGAAGAUAAAAAGAAGGCCUUAGCCUCUCUCCGGCCAUUUCUUCCAUUGAUUGGCUAAUCCUAGCUCCACCUUCUUCUAUAAAAGCUUGUGAUUUUAUCAAACUGUAAUCCUUAAAUGGACGGUGAUGGAGCAUGAAGCACCAACAGCUAGCUGAUACAUGGUACUGCAAUUGACUGUGGAGGGCCUAGCCACAAAACUUAUGCCUUGCCUCAUUCAACAAAAGCUAGAGAAUUAAAAGAUCAAAAGUAGAAAGUGGGAAUAAUUGAGAGUUCUUAUUUUUCAGCUUUACGGGAUUCCUAUUCUCUCUAUAACUGACUUGAAGACACCAGAAAAUAAACAUCCAAUAUCCUGGUUUUUUAUGCUUGUUUGAUUCUUCCUUUUUACUAUCAAUUCUAGAGGAGGUUUGAGUCUCAAGUAGCUGCAUAUACAGAAGGUUUGAGAUUUUUUUUGAAGCCAUAUAGAAUGAAUGAUUGGGCUCCUCCCCUCAUAGCUGCUGCGCUGUUUGCAUUUCUGUCACCAGGGUUAGUCCUGCAAAUCCCUGGGAGAAGCCAAGCCAUCGAUUUUAUGAACAUGAAGACUAGUGUGGCCGCCAUAUUUGUGCAUGCUGUUCUCUAUGCUUUGUUCCUCAUCUUGUUUCUUGUCGUUCUUCAUAUCCACCUCCAUAUCUAAGAAUAAAAGGGUGACUCGGGAAAGUUGUGCAGGCACUCUCUCCAACUUGACAGGAUGAGAUUUUCAUUUUGUACUGUGUUACUUUUUAGUUCUAAUUUGUCGUAUGAUCCCGUGAAAACCUUGCUUUCACUCAUGAAGAAAAAGAGUUGGUAGGGUUCUUUAGCUUCUGUAGUUUUGUUUGAAGUCGUGAAUUUUAAGAAGAAAAGAAAUACUUUGCUUUGAUCAGUGCAGU